Molecule: messenger RNA, 843 nt
Organism: Gracilinanus agilis (Agile Gracile Mouse Opossum)
Lineage: Eukaryota; Metazoa; Chordata; Mammalia; Didelphimorphia; Didelphidae
Product: zinc finger protein 180-like
Exons: 3
Coding region: 1-843 (280 amino acids)
Biological process (GO): regulation of transcription by RNA polymerase II
Cellular component (GO): nucleus
Molecular function (GO): RNA polymerase II cis-regulatory region sequence-specific DNA binding; DNA-binding transcription activator activity, RNA polymerase II-specific
Source: RefSeq, a predicted model, not a curated record
AUGUCACUCCGACGGUCCCUGUCUCGUUCUCGGCAUAUCUCCGCCAGGUGGAGUUCCCAUCGUGCUGUACAUCAGAGAAUCCACAAUAGGGAUAAACUUUAUGAAUGCAAGGAAUGUGGAAAGACAUUCAGUCGGACCUGCACUCUUGCUGUACAUCAGAGAAUCCAUACUGGGGAGAAACCUUAUGAAUGUAAUCAAUGUGGAAAGACAUUUAGUCAGAGGUCCAGUCUUGUUGUACAUCAAAGAAUCCACACUGGGGAAAAACCUUAUGAAUGCAAUCAGUGUGGAAAGACAUUCAGGGAGAGGUUCCAUCUUGUUGAGCAUCAGAAAAUCCACACUGGAGAGAAACCUUAUGCAUGCAAGGAAUGUGGAAAGGCAUUCACUCGGAGCUCACAUCUUGUUGUACAUCAGAAAAUCCACACUGGCGAAAAACCUUAUGAAUGCAAGCAAUGUGGAAAGAAAUUCAGGGUGAGGUCCUCUGUUCUUGUACAUCAGAGAAUCCACACUGGGGAGAAACCUUAUGAAUGCAAGCAAUGUGGAAAGUCAUUCAAUCAGAGGUCCCAUCUUGAUGUACAUCAGAGAAUCCACACUGGAGAGAAAACUUAUGAAUGCAAGCACUGUGGAAAGAUAUUCAAGGAGAGUUCCAGUUUUGCUCAUCAUCAGAGAUUCUACAUUAGGGAGAAACCUUACGAAUGCAAGCAAUGUGGAAUAGCUUUCAGGUGGUGCUCCCAACUUGCAAAACAUCAGAGAAUCCACACUGGGGAGAAACUUUAUGAAUGCAAGCAAUGUGGAAAGACAUUCAGGAGGAGCUCCUAUCUUACCGAGGAGCUCCUAUCUUGCUGA